This is a messenger RNA of Tribolium castaneum (red flour beetle), 1139 nucleotides long. Its product is annotated as protein scylla. The record is from RefSeq and is a predicted model, not a curated record. Bases 84 to 581 code for a protein of 165 amino acids. The transcript is spliced from 2 exons. Gene Ontology annotation, cellular component: cytoplasm. Lineage: Eukaryota; Metazoa; Arthropoda; Insecta; Coleoptera; Tenebrionidae. Gene Ontology annotation, biological process: negative regulation of signal transduction; regulation of TOR signaling; apoptotic process.
UAAAAGCCCCAGCCGGUCCGAAACUCCGGUAGUCUUGAAGUUAAGGUGCCACCCGUUUGUGAUACUAGUGUUAAAAAAAAAGAAUGGAAGUCCUAACCAACCACUUAGCGGACUACCAGAAGUCCGAAAAGGCCAAUUUCUGGUACUACGACCCCUCGAAGCAAGUCCAGGAAGCCGACGGGGAUUCCCCCGUGUCCUUCCUCUCGAAGCGGCUGGAGGAGGAGAUCAGGAAGGCCAAAAGGACGCAUUUAUCCUGCGGCGAAGUCCUGCUCCCGUGCGGCCUUUUGCAGAAAGUCGCCGAAGAUGUGCUGGAAAUCGCCGAAACGGAGCUCUACGGCCUGAAGGGGUGCACGCUCUAUCUGCUCUACGAGGGAGAGGAGGAUUGUAGGAGGUUGAGCAAUUUUAAGAUAGAUCCAACAACACCGUCAACUUUUGAAAUCUAUCUCACCUUCAAGCAGGCCAAUGCCGGGUGGACUUUUCUGCCACAGUUCCUCAAGAAAAUAACCCGAGGCAGCACUGUUGUGAUCAGCACCGAGUACGAACUGACCAAAAAGAAACUCUACCGGAUUUUGCGAAAAUAAAGAGACUGAUUUGCAAGAGUUUUCUAUUUUUAUAUAGAGAUAAUAUGAAGAUGAAUUUAUAAGCGCAGCGUGAUGUUAGUUUUAAGUUUGUUUUUAUUUGACAGUAUUUCAACUCGAUCGAGUUUUAUUUUUAUUAGGAUUCCGAUGGGAGUCUGUGAUUUUGCCAUCGUGAUAUGUGUUAUAAUAAUACAUAACGUACCUGUGUACUUAAAAUGUUUCAAGUAUUUUUUAAAUUUUAUUUAAAAGUUACUGAAGCUUUGAUUUGUGUCACGUGUUUUGUUUUUGUGAUAUAGAGUAGAGUCUUUGUUUGUGAAAUAAUAAGACAUGCAUGGUCGUACAAAUUUUCAAUUAACAUGUAUGUUUAUAUAUUUUUAAAAUGAGUAUAUUGAAAACAAGUUAAGAGGCUAUAAUUAGAUUUUAAGAUAUUUUGUACUAUAGGUUUUUAUAAUUGAAGUAGACGUAGGAGUUAGUUUCUUGCUACUUGUGUGAUAGUACAGUAUCUGUACAACUCUCAAGCUUUUGUACUAUUCGAAACAAAGAAUAAAAACAUAUUCGAAA